Messenger RNA from Ceratotherium simum simum (southern white rhinoceros), 366 nucleotides. RefSeq names its product histone H2A type 1. Gene Ontology annotation, molecular function: structural constituent of chromatin; protein heterodimerization activity; DNA binding. Gene Ontology annotation, cellular component: nucleosome. The record is from RefSeq and is a predicted model, not a curated record. NCBI's taxonomy places the organism in Eukaryota, Metazoa, Chordata, Mammalia, Perissodactyla, Rhinocerotidae.
CCGGUGUACCUGGCGGCGGUGCUGGAGUACCUGACGGCCGAGAUCCUGGAGCUGGCGGGCAACGCGGCCCGCGACAACAAGAAGACGCGCAUCAUCCCGCGCCACCUGCAGCUGGCCAUCCGUAAUGACGAGGAGCUCAACAAGCUCCUGGGCAAAGUCACCAUCGCGCAGGGCGGCGUCCUGCCCAACAUCCAGGCCGUGCUGCUGCCCAAGAAGACCGAGAGCCAUCACAAGGCCAAGGGCAAGUAGGGACCUCGAUUAGCUUACAGCAAUUCGAAUAAAUCGAAUCCAAACCAAAGGCUCUUUUAAGAGCCACCCAUCUAUUCUGGAAAAGAACUUAACAUUUGUUUUAUACUGGGUGAGAAA